AAAUAUUUUGCUCUGUGUCUAUCUCCUUAUUAGCAGGAUGGAAUACUUCAGCAAUCAUUCAUCUAGUAAUGCUACUUGCUCCUGUGAUACCAACCUUUAUGUGCAAAUCACUGGAUCUAUACUUUUUGUCAUGGUGUGGCCAUUUGUUGUUCUUGAUAUGAAAUGGUUUCCUCUUGGAAGGCCUGCUGCUGCAUUAGUUGGAGCUGCCUUUAUGGUAUUGUUUCAAAUUGUUUCUCAAAGUGAUGUGUAUGCAAUUCAAGGGCAUCAAGAUAAUUUGCAGACAGUGUUUCUCCUGGUUGGGAUGAUGAUGCUGUCUUAUUACUAUGAUCGUGAAGGUAUUCUGAGAGUACUUAUGCUGAAAAUAUUUGGUAAGAACAAGCCAUUCCAAUCAAUAAUCUGGAAAGUUUGCUUGAUGUCUGCUAUCCUCUCUGCAUUCAUUACAAAUGACGCUGCCUGUCUUGUUGUUACACCUCUCAUUCUUACGGAAUUCAUCAAGCAAAAACGUGACCGUUGGGAGCUGCUACCAUUGUGUCUUGGUAUAGCAACAUCAGCCAACAUUGGGAGUGCUGCUACAAUAUUUGGCAAUCCACAGAAUGCUUUCAUAGCUUCAACAGCUAGGGUGUCUUUGCUUGAAUUUUUUAUAGCAGAGCUCCCAGCAGCUAUACUAGGUUUGAUAAUCAAUGUCGUGCUAAUAUACUUGUUUAUGCUAAUUCGUAUGAAAAUGAGAAAAGAAGAAGGGAAUCAUCUAAAUUCUGAGGCUCAAAGUUCUAGGAUUGCAGCACGCUCACGAAAUACUUCUAUUGCCAGUGAAAGAGAAGCUACAGUACAAAGUUAUGAAGACCCUCAAGUUAGGAAUGAAUCUUUAACUCUUUCUAUCUCAGGGGAACAUGAAGCAACAGCAAUGAGCUAUGAUCAGAGUGGUAAUGGAGCUACACAUUUCAAUACAAGUGCUAUUAAUCGCAGUACUAGUAUGCUUGUACAACUGCAGCAAUCUUCUGGUGAAGCAUUACCAGAGGAUGUUCAAGUUAAUGAUUCAGUAAACAAUGAUGAUGAGGACAAAGCACCAGCUGAAAAAACAAGGUUCCAAAUCAUUCGUCGCAAAAUAUUUCUAGUUUGGCUCGUGUUCGUUACACUUCUAAUGGUUGUGUUACUUGCUAUACCUAAUCAAAUUGCCGACUUCAAUCUUGGUUGCAUUCCUUUGGCUGCCAGCAUUUUUACAAUGCUGAUGGACACAAUUCUCAAUCGUAAGUAUGCAUAUGAUGUAAUGGUCAAAAUUGAUUGGACAGUCAUUCUUAUGUUCAUGGGUCUUUUUGUCUGGCUUAGAGGUUUCCAAAACACCUGCUUUCCAAAACACCUGCUUUCCAUUCAUGGCUUUGAGCAUUUAGCUCCUCACAUGAAUCUUAAUACGAUUGAAGGUGUUCUACUAUUUUCUGUCUUUGUCAUCAUUGGUUCUAACAUAUUCAGUAAUGUACCACUAGUGAUAUUGAUUGUUGGUCGUAUAUCUGACCUCUGUGAUGAUUGUGGACCAUUAGGUGGGUUACUCCUUGCCUGGAUUUCUACUAUAGCUGGUAAUUUCACUCUUAUUGGAAGUGUGGCUAAUCUCAUUGUUGCAGAAAAAGCACGAAGCUCAGCCGAGUAUCGUAUUUCAUUUCUUGGUUACUUCAUAUUUGGUUUUCCAUCUACACUGCUGAUAUUGUACGCGUGCCUCCCAGUAGUCUAUUUUAUGGGAAAACUUGCUGCUAAAAUAUAAACUAUUCAUUACAAGAGCUGUUUGAGUGCAUUGCUGAACUGAUUAAUUUGUUUUUAUUGAAUUAAUAUAACUCAUUU
This is a messenger RNA of Amphimedon queenslandica, 1827 nucleotides long. RefSeq names its product putative transporter arsB. Gene Ontology annotation, molecular function: arsenite transmembrane transporter activity. Gene Ontology annotation, cellular component: membrane. Lineage: Eukaryota; Metazoa; Porifera; Demospongiae; Haplosclerida; Niphatidae. The record is from RefSeq and is a predicted model, not a curated record. Gene Ontology annotation, biological process: transmembrane transport; arsenite transport.